UAUGAUCAAUUCCGUGGCCCGUGCAUGACAGCUAUUGUCCUCGCGCUUGAAACGCAACACCUGCACGACUAAACUAAAGCCAUUUGCGACAGAGGAAAGCAUGACAGAUAAGGGGAACAUCCGAGACGAGGAGGACUAUGUUGGGGAGAUCAAAGGGGGUCUACGGCCGACCAUGAGGCUGGUAGUGAUGGGUAUUGUUCACAAGCAGCCCAAAAGUAUGGUGGUUUUAGUGGCAUGCCAGUCUAAAGGGGAGGGGGAUGAGGAAAUCGAGGGUGAUGUGGGUCUGGAGUUGAAGGUGAACUUUUCACAAAAGGCUGUGCUUCGUAACGCUCGUCUGUCAGGACAGUGGGGCGCUUCAGAAACUGCCCUGUCUUUCUUCCCCUUUGCUCCAGGAGAGCCCUUUAAGAUGGAGAUUGUGUGCGAGCACCAGCAGUUCCGUAUUCUGGUGGAUGGGCAGCCGUUGUGUGGUUUCACUCACAGACUGACUCCGCUCGCAUCUCUCACUGCUCUUAGAGUCCAUGGAGACCUACAGCUCACUAAAGUGGCUUGAGCAAGUGAAGAAUUGUCUGUCAAGAUGACACAGACUAUUCACAGAAGGAACUGAGCUGAGGUUUUAAAAUCCUGAAUGUACUGUACACAAUUGGCUUUAAGUUCCAGAACUCCCUCAGUUCGUUUAAAACAUCUAGAACUUAUUUCAGUUGGGUCUGUUUGUUUUGAUGAACUAAUUGCCCAUUUUAUAUAGUUUCUCCAGUGAUUUUUAUUUGUAGUGGCAAAUGAGGCUGUUCAUUUUAAAAUGGUUUUGCAUAUGUUUGGACACAUUUCUGAAGGAGUUGUGUUACCUCAUGUGCACAAAUCCAGAUAGCAUAAAAAUUCAAAUUAAGAGUGAUUUGCCAUAAACUAGCACAGAUAGAUUUCUUUCAUAUAGUUUUUAUAAUACAUAAUGUACUACCUGACAUUUUUGUUUGCUUUUGAUUAGAUAUUUAGUUU
Messenger RNA from Sinocyclocheilus grahami, 987 nucleotides. Its product is annotated as galectin-related protein B-like. The coding region runs from base 101 to 550 and encodes 149 amino acids. Lineage: Eukaryota; Metazoa; Chordata; Actinopteri; Cypriniformes; Cyprinidae. The transcript is spliced from 4 exons. The record is from RefSeq and is a predicted model, not a curated record. Gene Ontology annotation, molecular function: carbohydrate binding.